AUUUUUCAAGAAAACAUGUUUGCUACAAUUAUUUGGGAAGAUAAGAAAUGGUCCAUCAUUUCUCUGAGAUCCGUAUUGAAACCACGCAAAGAGGUAGAAGAUUACAAGGUUGGAGACCAUGUUUCAGCCAGAUUUGCUGGGAAAAUCUACGCUGCAGUCAUCUUUGAGAUAGAUACUGACAGGCAGGCCCUGAAGAAAAAGCUUGAAGAUCCUGGAUUUGAGAAUACCCUGGCUAGAUUUCUCGCUCAACAGCAAGAGUCAAGAACAGAAGCAAUCAAUGAAUCAGAGGAUGUUGAACCUGUUAAAGCAACAAGCAACAAGCAAAAAAAGACUGACAGCAGUAAAGUAUCAGAUUCGAAUAAGCGACAAAAUCAACAAGCAGAGAUUAUGUCAACAAAUGAUGACCAACCUAGCUCCACAUCAUAUGACGGCAAAAGAAAGUUAGAUAGUAGUGAGUUGUCUGUAACAGAUCAACGUGCCAUGGAAGUAUUGAAAAAAAGACGACCAGCAUGCCAACCUGUGCUCAACCCCUCAGCUGUCCCUAGUUUGCCGCUCAUAAACCACAGGCAUUGUUUCCACUAGCCAUCAGUCUACCUCAGUCUACA
Messenger RNA from Ruditapes philippinarum (Manila clam), 605 nucleotides. RefSeq lists its product as uncharacterized. The coding region runs from base 16 to 582 and encodes 188 amino acids. The record is from RefSeq and is a predicted model, not a curated record. Lineage: Eukaryota; Metazoa; Mollusca; Bivalvia; Venerida; Veneridae. The transcript has 5 exons.